Molecule: messenger RNA, 4178 nt
Organism: Lineus longissimus
Lineage: Eukaryota; Metazoa; Nemertea; Pilidiophora; Heteronemertea; Lineidae
Exons: 10
Coding region: 254-2899 (881 amino acids)
Biological process (GO): positive regulation of GTPase activity; Ras protein signal transduction
Cellular component (GO): plasma membrane
Molecular function (GO): guanyl-nucleotide exchange factor activity
Source: RefSeq, a predicted model, not a curated record
UUAUUUAUUGCCACUGCAUAAAGGUAUUGUUCACAGUGAUACCUAAGUACACAAGGCCGCUAGUGUAGUGAGUGCAUCACUUAGCAAACGUAUUUGUGAAGACUAUGUCUGAUAACAUACAGGAGUUACUUUGAUGAUAUUUUAUGUAUCAGCAGAGAUUGCUUAGCUGAAAGGAAAGCAGCUUUCUAUUUCCAGUCAAAACUGAGACCAUGUUGGAUGAGGUCGAAAGAGCCCACUUCAGAGUUAUGACAUCAUGACAAAUAUUCAAGAUCUCCUUGACGAAGAAUACAAAGAAUUUGCCGACGUCGUCCUCAUUGAGAGUCCAUUCAUUCUCGUUACGCCACAUCAGCAUGGCAUACAGUUCGUCAGAGCAGCGUUCACGCCCGACAAGUUGAUCAUUGCUGUAACAAGCGAGAAGGAAGAGGAUGCUGGGGGUGAGGAAGAUGAGGAUGAACUUGAGUUGAUGAAGCUGUUACCUCUGCCAUUCAUACAGAUAUCAGUAUUGGACAAGAAGUGCAAGCGAAUUGAGGUUCAGCUGUGUAACAAUGAGAUUAUUUACCUGGAGUUCCGUGACGGAGGCUCACAGGCAUUGUGGAAGGAGUGGGAGAGAAAGAUAAAGAUUCUCAACGGUAAAUCUCAGGGCGAAGAGAGCCCGUUUAAAAUCGACCCGAAACUUCAGGCGAUUGCAGAAAGUGCGGGUAAAUCUCCAAGGACUAAAAGGGUUAAGAAAAAGAAAGGUGAAAGGAAAAAAAAAUAUAGGAAAAAAUCCCGACACAAGGAGAAAAACAUGGACGAUUUGAAUCAGUCUGACGAGGGGAAUAAUUCUGAUAUGGAGUCAAAUGCUGGUGUUGCUGCUUCAAAGAGUACAAGGAGACGUCGGAAAUUAGGAAGGGGGGCUCCAGUGAGGUUACUCAAUGUGACUCCUGGAGCGGAAUCUCAUAGGAGUGAUCUAGUCGGGGAUAACAAUAUCUGGGAUAGAGACCAAAAAGUCGAUAAUGCUGCCCGGGAAGCAUCGAGAGCAAGGUGGAGAAAACUUGCCAUACAAACGCGCUUCGUUUUUCACAGAUCACGAAAAGUAUCCUUUGGUGUUUCUGAACUGUUUGCAAAGGCGUGGACCCCUAAAGAAAAAGGUUUCCAAAGUGGUAUUCAUAGGGCUGUUUCAAUAUCUGGAGUAAGAUCAAGGACCUUGCUCGACGAAGGGGACCAGCAAAGCGACCUCUCAUUCGAGGAAAGGCAGUUACAGAGGACGUCAUCGCUACCUCAGGUGUUCGAAGGAGAAGCUACGUUUCUGGAGAGUCCACCAUCUAGUCAAGCCAGCUUGGUGAAGGACGGUUACAAGGUGGAUGACAAAGUUUCGUUCAACCGUUUUAGGAGAUCUGCUUCCACUGAUCAAGGAAAGUUCAGACGUCCAAGUUUUAUGCCUCCCUACGACCCUGACCGUGACCGGCUUAUUCAAGAAUCCUCCAACGAGAGUAUAUCCAAAGUGUUUAAUGAUGUGAGACGAGAGUCUCAGUUCCCUUCUUCCAACCAGGACGACUCCUUAACUUCAAGUCAAACAAAGACGCGCAAGAGUAUAUUACACCGUCUGUUAUCACCAAGUAAAGAUAAACUCUUCUCGAAGAAGAAAAAUAGUUAUCACCUUCAACCGCCGCCGCUUAAAAACUUGGCGAGUGGUGGCAAUGAUGACCAUAUGCCAGCAGACGACACAGGCAUGGUUUCAGCCAAGAUUGAUUUUGAGAUCUGUUCACCUAUGUCUUCAAAAGGGCAUAUGGAUGAGGAAGUUUUCAGGAGGAAUAUGAUCUUGUUUGUGGUGUCCUUGAAUGCUAUGACAGUGGCUAGAGAACUGACCUUGAUUGUCAAGAAGUUAUUCUUCAACAUUCCUAGUUCAGAGCUGACCGACUGCCUCUGGACGAAGAAGGAUAAGUACCAAAGGGCUCCAAAUAUCAUGACGAUGAUAGACUUUUUUGAGAGGAUAGCCAAUCUCGUAGCAACACAGAUCUUGAACGGUCACACGGUGCAGGAGAGAGCGAAACUGUGCAGGAAAUUUAUAUCGAUUGCCGAGAAGUGUCACCAGAUUCAGAACUUCAACUCACUUCGCUCAAUUCUUGGUGGACUUCAAAUCACACCGAUCUAUCGUCUCGAGGCAACGUGGGGUUACAUCAUGUCCAAGUAUCCAAAGAAAUACAAGUCAUUCCAGGACCUUUCUGACCUGAUGAGCCAUGAAGAAAACUUUGCCAAAUACCGCAGUGCAUUAGACAAUGCCAUGGAUAAUCCGCCGUGCAUGCCUUUUAUUGGUGUCUUCUUACAAACUGUCCUUGCGUUAGAUACCGCAAAGGAUGUAACGGGAUUAAAAAAGAAAAAAAGUGACUCGAGAAAAUCUUCGAAAGUUUCUACUCCAGCUGUCACGUUACAAUAUUCUGAGGAGCAUGUCAAGGAGAGUCCAGGUUCUCAACGGCGCGCGUCCAUCAUCGGUGCAGCUAAGGACAUGAAGGAGAAAGUAAUACAUUUGUAUCACAAGGUGCGGCACGAUGAACAUGAUGAUAAUAUCACAUCAGUUAUGGAAGAAGACGAAGGGAACCAAUCGGAUCAGAACAAUAAUGCUGGUCACUCUCAGGGGAAUCAGGAUUCAGUGAGCAAACGCAGCAGUAGUGGACAGCGUCAUCGCAAGUUAACUUUAUUUGACUGCAGCGAUGACGAUCUGUCAGACGACGGCCAUCAAAAGCCGGCGUUUCUACAGAUGAAACCUAAAGAUAUGCUCUUCCACUACCAGAUCGCUGCUCUUCCAUAUAACUUCCCCAGUGAUCCAAGUGUGAGGGAUUUCCUCUUGCAUGCCGAUUACUUUCCUGACGAGGAAAACUACAAAAUCUCGUUACAGAGAGAACCAAUCAAGCCAAAGUAAUGAAUGUUGUGUGAAAGAGCUAGUCUAAGUCGAAAAAAUCUGAGUCAUGUCUGUGGUGGUAGCAACAAUACCUACUGCCUACUGAUGAAAGCUAUUGUGAGCCACACAGACUGAACUAUCACUUGGUGCUUUGAGCAACUUACCACAUUGAGGUCAGGUUGUAAUUGUAUUGAGAGUGGGAUGUUUGAACAUGGUAGUUCUCGGUCUAGUCAGGUGUUCUCUUGUUGAACUUCAGAUGGAGUUGUGAUCUGUUUGACAGUUAUGUGUAUGUACAAACACAGCCAUUUCAGAUGUAGGGAGGAGGUUGAUAUCACUGAGUUUCAUUAGGCUGUCUAUCCACCAGUGGUUCCCUUGUGAGCUCAUUGUCUCUGUAGCAUGUUGCCUGCUACAACCGAUGAGAAUGUCCAAUAAGCCAAAGGUUGAGUUUUUGUGUGGUACUUCACAAGGUGACAAGCAACAUGGAAGAAGGAAAAGCUGCACAAGCCAACACGGAUGUCCAGACUUUGAUAGAGGUUGAUGACAUGUGGUGAUAUGAAUAAAGAGUAGUAAAUGCUUUUAUCUAAAACUCCAUGUACAUUUACACUUGGCCUUUCUGUACAAAAUUGAAGUAAAAGCAUUUGCUAGCCUUUAUUCAUAUCACCCAUGGUCACUCCAAGUAACCUUGAUUUCUGAAUGCCAUUUAAGUUGAUUUUUUUGUUAUUUUAUCGAUUUAUACAUGUAUGAUUUGAUUGAUGAUUUAGUCAUUGCCUUGUUUAUUAUGUUUUAUAUGGGUUUUUGCUUCUUAUUUGAGGAUUUCACAUGUUAGCCAUCUGUAAACUGCCAAAUUUUCACGGGCAUUUAAUUUUUUUGAUUAUUUUACAAAUGCCCUCGAAUCCAAAAAAUGAAGUUUUUGAUUUGAACUGAAACAAGUCUGUUAUCCGCCAAACAAAAUUUUUCCCGCAUGUCAAAAAUUAUCUGUCAAACUGAUGUAUCUCUGUAUGACACUUGUAUCUCAGAAUGAUAAUAUCAUAAAGCAUUGGUAAAAUAAUUUAGGAACACGGCCAAAGUGUAUAUCCCAGUUGUGAUGGAUUUGUCCUCUGUGUAAAGAGUACUACGACCUGCAUUCAUUUCAGUGAACUACAGGGUGAAAUAGACGUUCUGAUUAAUGCCUGUCAAGUGCUUUUAAAACUGUUGAGAGAGAAUGUUGAUUUUUAUUAAAAACUAUGUAAGUGCGUUUGUCCUUUUGCCUCUGGUGGCUGAAUAAGAGGCAAAUGAGUAUUUUAUAAGGUUCUGAAAUAAA